This is a messenger RNA of Paramecium sonneborni, 1606 nucleotides long. NCBI's taxonomy places the organism in Eukaryota, Ciliophora, Oligohymenophorea, Peniculida, Parameciidae. The record is from the annotation of a GenBank genome assembly.
UAUGAAGGGAGAUCUAGAUAAAUAUUUAAGAUAAAAUUUUAAUAUAAAAGAACCAAAAGCUAUUAGAAUAUUAUAAGCCAUAGUUAAUGCAGUGAAUGAAAUAAAUCAAAAAGGUUUUAUUCAUAGAGAUAUUAAACCAGCUAAUAUUCUAUUAAGUGGAAACUAACCAAAAUUAGCUGAUUUUGGAUUUGCAGUACCAAUUUGGUAAGCAAGAAUUUAGUAAAAAAGUAUCAAUGUUGGCACACCUUUGUAUAUGUCACCAUAAGCAUUAGGAUAAUAGAAUUAUUCAGAAAAAGGAGAUGUUUGGGCUGUAGGAAUAUUAUAUUUUGAGAUGCUUUUUGGUAAAGCAUUUUUUAAUUUAAUAAGGUAAAACACCUUUUAAUGCUAAAUCAGAAUCAGCUUUAUUGACUAAUAUUUUGAGUUAAUAAUUAAUUAUACCCUUAACACCGUCAAUUUCUGAAUUAUCUAAAGAUUUUAUUAAAAAAUGUUUAUAAAUUGAUGAUAGCAAGAGAAUCAAUGUCAAAGCUAUGUUUGAACAUCGAAUUAUAUAAUCAAAUCAUUUUUGCAUUUUCUUAGAAUAACAUCCACUCUCAGAAAUUAAGACUAUUACUUUACCUUCUAAUAGAUCAAAUUUUUAAAAUAAUAAAAGAAGCUAAACAUAAAAUUCAAAAAGACACACUAAAAUAUAUUCUUCUGCUCUUUAGAAAUAUUUAUAUGAAUGCAAUGAAUAAAAUUUUAAUUAAUAAAAAAUAAUUUAAAGAUCAUCCAGUUAAAAUGAGAUAUUUUUAACACAUAAUCAAUAAAAUAAAUCUAAAAAUUCCUAUCCUGAAAAUAUAAAACAAAUUAAAAUGCUCUCAGAAUAUUAAUUAAAUAGUGAAUUUUUACCUAAUAAUCAAAUACUUUUGUUUUACAUAAACUAUUGUCGAUAUUUAUAUAAGUUUUCAUAAUAUUUAGAUAAUUCUAAAUUUUUUUCAAUAGAAACUAGGAAUAAGAUUAUAUUUAUAUUAUCAAAAUGUAUAGUAAUAAAAAUUUGUCAAAUAUCCAAGAUUUUGGACAAAGAAAAUAAUAAUUAUCCUUAGCUUUAGUAAAUUUCUAAAAAAUGCAAAUAAAAUGAAUCAUUUAUUAGUAUUUGCUCAGUAAUUUCUGAGUAUUAAAUAAAAUAUUUGAAACAUUUUUAUAAAAACUUGAGAUAAGCUAUAAAAAAUAGUAAAAUAAUUUCUUAAAAUAAGAUUUUUAGUAAGAUCCAAUAAUUGGUUCUUCUUGUAAUGAAAGUUUAAUUGAAAAUUACACCAUUUAUGAUAUAGCUUUACACUAUUUAAAUAUUGGUCUUAAUCAGUUAAAAUUAAAUUUUAUAUAAAUAACUGUUGAAAGACUAUCCUAUAAAACAGAGAAUGCAGAAGUAAGAAUUAUUUAAAUUUAGUUUUAAUAAUUAUUAUUUAUUGAUGAGGGAUUGAAAAAUUGCAAAGAGCUAAUCAUAAUGAAUUAGAAUUGUUAGUACAAUUAUUAAAAAUCAUAGUAGAAUAUACAAAAUGAUAAAAUUAAAGAAUAAAAAUUAGGUUUAAUUAAUUGUAAGAAACAAGAAAAUUAAAUUUAUAAUUACUUUUGA